This is a messenger RNA of Oncorhynchus mykiss (rainbow trout), 820 nucleotides long. Lineage: Eukaryota; Metazoa; Chordata; Actinopteri; Salmoniformes; Salmonidae. The record is from RefSeq and is a predicted model, not a curated record.
UGUGCGGAUUAAAUUAUCCAUUUGGUUCUCUGAUGAGUGGAUAAACCACCUGACAUUGCGUUCUCUAUCAGGCCCGUAGGUCAUCGGGCUCGAUGGCAUUUUUAUGUAGUUACCCCUGAUGUUUCUCUUUUCCCCUUUUGUAGCCAUUGGAAUAGGGGAGAACAGACCCUAAUGUAGGACCGUGUCUUCUGGACCUGUCUGGCCAUAUAGUUUCGGACAUUAUUCAUUCUCAAGUGACUGAACGUCUUGAGUGAGGAUGAUUAAAGGGGGCUCUCGGUCGACCACCUCGCUUCCACCGGAGCCGGUGGAAAUAAUCCGGAGCAAGGCGCACUACCGUCGGGUUAGACUCAAUGUUGGGGGUCUCCUCCACGAAGUUCUAUGGAGAACGCUGGACAGGUUGCCGCGAACAAGGCUGGGCAAACUACGAGACUGUAACACCCACGAGUCUCUCAUGGAGAUAUGCGACGACUACAGUUUGGAUGAUAAUGAGUACUUUUUUGACAGACACCCCGGGGCUUUCACGUCCAUUCUGAAUUUCUACCGCACGGGAAAACUGCACAUGAUGGAGGAGAUGUGUGCCCUGUCGUUUAGUCAGGAGCUGGACUUCUGGGGUAUAGAUGAGAUCUACCUGGAGUCCUGCUGUCAGGCCAGGUACCAUCAGAAGAAGGAACAAAUGAACGAGGAGCUCAAAAGAGAGGCCGAAACAAUGAGGGGCAGGGAAGGCGAGGAUUUUGAUACCACAUGUUGUUCUGAGAAACAAAAGAAACUGUGGGAUCUCCUGGAGAAGCCGAGUUCAUCGUUAGCUGCUAAGGUCUCUUGA